AUCCAACCACAUCCAUCCAGAUCGCACACGCCGAGCAGCCUCCUAUCAAAAGUAGCAAUGUUGAUCUGUGGCUCAACUAGUAUCCUCGAACAUGUGUCGCCAGGCGUCGUUUUGAAACAGCCCAUCAGACUUGCAGACAAAUACGAAGCCGCGCGCAUCGCAAACUGCUUCUCCGUCGAAAGGCGAAUCCUCGAGAGGUUGGGUCCGCAUGUCAGGAUUGUCAGGUACCUCGGUAGCGAAGGAGAUGGUAUUCUUCUAGGCGAAGCUAGUCACGGCGAUCUCCAGACCUACCUCGAUGAACACCCAUCCGUGGAUAUGAAGCAGCGCCUCCUAUGGUGCCGACAGAUAGCGGAGGCCAUUGAGUAUAUCCAUAGCCGCGGCGUCGUGCACUCAGACCUUCGUCCGGCCAACGUACUUGUUCACGAGACCACACCAGGAUCUCGUGACUUACAGCUUUCCGACUUUGGCGGCUCCGUAUGCCAGGACCUAAAGGCGGAUGGAUAUUCCCUCCCGGACGGCCCGUUCUAUAGCCCCUUAUUCGGGACCGACGCUAGCACUCUCUUAGAUCUUUUUGGGAUGGGGUCCUUGUUCUACACCAUCCUUACUGGUAGAUGGCCGUAUAAGGCCACUCCGGGGCGAUUCGCAAAGCUCGACGAUAGGCUUGAGUGGGAGGAACGGGUCGUGUACCCCAACUUCAAAAUGGGCAAGUUCCCUCCCGUCGAGCACUUACCCGUAGGAGAGGUCAUUUUGAAGUGCUGGAGAAGGGAAUUUGGGACAGCCAAAGACGUCCUGUUGGCUCUAGAUACAUCUUUCUCGGCCAGGCAAUAUUUUCACGAAACCUGAUUGUGUACAAUCGGGGAGCACUUGGGAAAAUGUACGUUCUGUUGGCAUCCCACUCUGUCAGUGGGCAAUUUUCCUCUCAUGUG
Molecule: messenger RNA, 926 nt
Organism: Thermothelomyces thermophilus ATCC 42464
Lineage: Eukaryota; Fungi; Ascomycota; Sordariomycetes; Sordariales; Chaetomiaceae
Exons: 2
Coding region: 58-843 (261 amino acids)
Biological process (GO): protein phosphorylation; mitotic DNA damage checkpoint signaling
Cellular component (GO): cytoplasm; nucleus
Molecular function (GO): ATP binding; protein serine/threonine kinase activity
Source: RefSeq, a predicted model, not a curated record